AUGCUUAUAGAUGGGGAGAAGUGGGCUUGUGAGGCUUGCGUUCGGGGUCACCGAGUCAGCAGCUGUCAUCACAGCGAUCGAAACCUGAUCCAUGUCAACAAGAAAGGUCGUCCAGUGUCCCAGUGUCCCCACUGCCGCGGCCUGCGCAAGUCGAGGACAACCCACACAAAAUGCGACUGUGGCGACAAGAAAAAGGACCAUCAUGGUGUGGAUGGUGCUUGCGGCGACAAUGGCGAAGCGAAGUGUCGUUGUGUACACGGACAACGGUGUAGCUGCGCUUUGAAAAAAGAGCACCUGGAUCCUGUUCCCGAGACUGGGCUCCCUCCACCGCCUCAUAAUGCUGUAACAGAAAUACGCAAGCCUCGUCUGACAUCCACCAAGUCCGAGAGUACGUUGACCGUCUUCCGUGAUGGCCACCAUAAGCCAACGCACAAACACAACGAUAUGGCUCAUAAAUGCGGUCUACCCUACACCAUUCCACGCUCUCACACGAUCCAUGGGACAUCCGAGUUGGCUCAACGGUCCGCUGAUCACCUACCAUUGACUCUUGACAACAACAACAACAACAACAACAGCCUGGAUGCUUCGUACUUCAACCCUGGAGCCGAUUUCGACAGUUUCACAUCGCGCCGUCGGGUUAAGUCAGAACACGGAUCUCCCGAACUCGUGGCUAUUCCAGCGCCAGAGCAGCUCGUCUCAGAAGUUCCCCCGUUAGAUCUGCCAUCUCUCUCUGCCCUCGAUACUGGCAACAACACCACAGAGUCGAUGAACCCGUACGUUCUACAGGAUCCAUACCAAGAGGCCUGGCUUGCAUCUCCUGAAUCGGAGUUCCCCCUUUCUGCGGGAGCUUUUAAUGCUCCGCCGGUUGACUGGUCUAGCUUCCCCCUUCCUGCUUCAGGUCUGUCUACAAGUGUUAGCCAAGCGCCAUCGUACGCCAGCUUUGACCUCAACACCGUCAGCAAUCCGAGUUAUCCUGGUCUGACCGGCUCUUCGUCAGGUGGGGAUGCUUCCGAGGUAGAAGAAUUGGGUCCAAGGGCUGGUUUGACCACUUCCAAUAAUGAUCUGUACGACUUACACAGUCUCAGCGAUGGCUCCGACGUCGAUCAAUACCGCAUUAGCUCUGCUUCGUCAUUUGCAGGAUUGCCACAAGCACGGUUGCUGGCUUCGAGCAACUUGGAGUCGAUCAACAUCGAUGAUUUCCUCCGGUCCGCUAACGAAUCGACCGCAGCACUUGAGCAGCAGCUGCAGGCAAGUAUGGCAAUGGAGUCCAAAACUAUAUCUACGUCGCCGCAGGGAUACGCAAUCUCUCAAUCGCAACCUUCUUACCCGCCUACUGAGUCGAUAUCUCCUGCGCAGUUGGAACCUAGUCAAGCUGACAUGAGCAGCAUGCUAUGGGCCUCUGGUCUGCUCGACAACUCUAUGCCUCCUCCUUCAAUACCAACGGCCGCCUCUACCGCCGAGGAUCCGUUCGCUCAGCCGCCGUGGGCAAACUAG
Talaromyces atroroseus is the source of this 1494-nucleotide messenger RNA. RefSeq lists its product as hypothetical. The transcript is spliced from 2 exons. Gene Ontology annotation, molecular function: DNA-binding transcription factor activity, RNA polymerase II-specific; copper ion binding; RNA polymerase II cis-regulatory region sequence-specific DNA binding. The record is from RefSeq and is a predicted model, not a curated record. Gene Ontology annotation, cellular component: nucleus. Bases 1 to 1494 code for a protein of 497 amino acids. NCBI's taxonomy places the organism in Eukaryota, Fungi, Ascomycota, Eurotiomycetes, Eurotiales, Trichocomaceae. Gene Ontology annotation, biological process: intracellular iron ion homeostasis; positive regulation of transcription by RNA polymerase II; intracellular copper ion homeostasis.